Aplysia californica (California sea hare) is the source of this 4123-nucleotide messenger RNA. RefSeq names its product structural maintenance of chromosomes protein 4. The transcript has 27 exons. Gene Ontology annotation, biological process: mitotic chromosome condensation. The record is from RefSeq and is a predicted model, not a curated record. Gene Ontology annotation, cellular component: chromosome. Bases 119 to 3991 code for a protein of 1290 amino acids. Gene Ontology annotation, molecular function: ATP hydrolysis activity; ATP binding; protein binding. Lineage: Eukaryota; Metazoa; Mollusca; Gastropoda; Aplysiida; Aplysiidae.
GGGAGCAGCGCCCAAACAAUAACAAAAGCUACAGUGUAGUGUAGCUGUUACACACACAUUUCAUAACACGCUACGGGUAAUUGGCAAUUACUUCUGAUUCUGUGGGAAGAAUCAAGAAAUGGCACCCAAACACAAUCACAAUGGAGACAAUGAGAACAUGGAAGUUGAUGGGGAGGAGAUUGGCGACACAGAGACAUCAGAAGCUGUGAAUCCUCCUGUCGUUUUCAAUCCUGCAGAUUAUGGCCCCAUUGAAAUUCCUGAUGCUGUUCAGUCUGUCGCAACGUAUGAACCAAAUGGACCACGGUUGAUGAUCACGCAGAUUGUCAAUGAAAAUUUUAAGUCUUAUGCUGGCAUUCAGAAGCUGGGACCUUUCAACAAGAACUUCACUGCCAUCAUUGGUCCCAAUGGCAGCGGCAAGUCGAAUGUGAUCGACUCCAUGUUGUUUGUGUUCGGUUACCGUGCCAACAAGAUCCGCUCCAAGAAGAUCAGCGUGUUGAUCCACAACAGCGAGAAACAUCAGGAGGUCAACAGCUGCUCUGUGGCCGUACAUUUCCAGAAAAUUGUGGACACUGGGCCGGGCGACGAGGAGUUCACGGUGGUCCCAGACUCGCAGUUUGUGGUGUCCCGCGUGGCCCACAGAGACAACAGCUCCAGCUACUACGUGGAUGGGAAGAAGGCCGCGUACAAAGAGGUGGCCACCCUGCUCCGAGGCUGCGGGAUUGAUCUGGAUCACAACCGGUUCCUUAUCCUUCAGGGAGAGGUGGAGCAGAUCGCCAUGAUGAAGCCAAAGGCACAGACGGAGCACGAGGACGGCAUGCUGGAGUUCCUGGAGGACAUCAUCGGCUCGAACCGCUUCAAGCAGCCGAUCGAGACUCUGAGUCAGCGGGUCGAGACACUCAACGACCUCCGAGCGGAGAAACUCAACAGAGUUAAGGCAGUAGAAAAAGAAAUGGAGAGCUUGGAGGGGCCAAAGAAUGAAGCAGUGGAAUUCCUCACAAUGGAGAAUGAGCUGAUGAAAUUGAGGAACAAGCUGUAUCAGAAAUACAUACUGGAAUGUUCGGAGAAUGAAGCGAAAGCUCAGGCGGAGUUUGAUCGCGUUCAGGAGAGCCACAAAGCCUUUGCGGAGAAACUGGCCGUUGUCAAGGAGGCAAAGACGACCAAGAUGAAAGAGUUCAACAAAGUCAAAAAGGAAUAUGAGAAGCUGGUGAAGGCGAGUGAGGAAAGUCGUGAGAAAUUCUCCGACAUGGAAAGCCAGGAUGCUGCGUGUCAGGAGGAGGUCAAGUUGAACAAGGCCAAGCUAAAGAAACUGGAGAAAUCGCUGGAGGUUGAGACUGCCAAGAUUGAAGAACUGAAGCUGGUGCCGGAGCAGUCGGAGAAAAUGUGUGAGGAACUGAAAAAGAAGCUGGCAAACUUGGAGAAGGCUAAACAGAAGGAAGAGGAGAAUGAGAAAGCCAUCAUGGAUAGUCUGAAGGAUGAAACAAAGGAACUACAAAGUGAGAAGGAUGUGAAAGAGGCUAAGCUUCUGGAGCAACAGGGAGAGCUGAAUGAAAAGAAAUCUAAGCUUCAAGUGGCUGAGUCAGAACUGGAGAUCUACACCAGCAGACAGUCGGCAGAGACCAAGAAACUGGAGACAAUCAGGAAGUCGCUGAAAGACGCAGCCGACGCUCAGGAGAAACGAGCUCAGGACAUCAAGAAAGUGCAGGAAUACAUCCCCCAGCUAGAGCAAGAGGUGGCGAAGGCGAAGACAGAGCUGAAGGAGGUGGUGAAUGCCGAGACUCAAUGUGAACAAAAGCGUAACAGUCUACUGAGCAAAGUUGAGGAGGCAAAGAGCUCGAUGGCCGCAUCGAAGAGUCAGAAUCGGGUGCUGGAAUCUCUCAUGGCUGAGAAGAAAAAAGGAAGCUUGCCGGGAAUAUACGGACGUUUGGGUGACCUUGGAGCCAUCGACAGCCAGUACGACGUGGCCAUCUCCACAGCCUGUGGGAGUCUGGACCACAUCGUCGUAGACACGGUGGACACGGGCAAGCGCUGCAUCGAGUUCCUGAAGAAACACAACAUCGGCCAGGGCAAGUUCAUCCUGCUGGACAAGAUGGAGGUGUGGCGGGAGGAGACCAAGAAGAGGAUCACCACGCCAGAAAACGUCCCCCGCCUGUUUGACUUAGUGCGAGUGAAGGACGAGGUGGUGAAGACUUGUUUCUACUUCGCCCUGAGGAACACUCUGGUCUCCAAGGACAUCGACCAGGCUACCCGCAUCGCUUACGGCAAGACGCGAUACAGGGUUGUCACUCUGAAAGGAGAGCUCAUCGAAGUGUCCGGUGCCAUGAGCGGUGGAGGUAACAGUGUGUGCAGGGGCAAGAUGGGCUCCUCCAUCGUCUCGGACGUCGACCCCAAGCAAGUCACAAACAUGGAGAACACUCUGGAAAAGCUGAACCGCGAGUACGAGUCGCUGAGACUGAAGAAGUUCAAGCUGGAAGACACCAUCGGCCAGAAGGAGAAGGAUCUGGUGCAGCUCAAACACAACCAGGCCAAGCACUCGCAGGAGGUGCACGGGCUCAAGGAGAGGCUGGCUGCGCUGAAGGAGCAGGAAAAAGAGCAGGAGGAGGUUCUCAAAUCGGCCAUCCCCGAUCAGUCCAAGCUGAAAGAAAUUGAAAGCAAUGUGGCUUCCUACCGGAAAGCCUAUGACAAAGUGGCCCAGACAGCCACAAAACUUGAGGAACAGGUCAAGGAGCUUCACAACCAGAUCAUGGACAUUGGCGGGGCCAAACUGAGUGCUGUCCAGUCUCGGCUCAAGUGCAUCAACGGAGACAUCGACAAAGUCACGGGGCAGAUCACGAAGAACAACGUGGGAGUCAAGACAGCUGAGAGAAAUCUGAAGAGAGCAGAAGAGAAGGUGGCGACUGUUGGCGAGGAAAUCACAGAAACGAAACAACAGGUGGAGGUUUUGUGUCAGAAGCUGAAGGACAUGGAGGGAGAGGCUACCAAACUGUUGGAGAUCUACGAAAAAGCUCAGGCGGAUGUGAAAGAGAGAGAAGGAUCUAUGGAGGGAAUGAGAACGGAAGUGGAGAGUUUGGAGGAAGAGGAGACGGAGAUGGCAAAGAAUGGAGUAGAUAUCCAGCACGAGAUUGAAAAAGUGGAAGGCGUUUUGAAAGAAAACAGAAUGAAAAUCAAACAUUGGAAAAAGGAGGUGAGUGGCCUGAAGCUGACAUCGGUGUCGAGAGAGGAUGAAGAAGAGUCCUUGACCCUUCCUGAAUUAUCUGCUGAAGAGUUGGCGUCCCUGGGAAAACAGGAAGUACAGUAUCAGAUCACGGUACAGGAGGAGAGACUGGCAUCUAUGAAGCCCAACAUGGCCGCCAUCGCCGAGUACAGGAAAAAGGAAGAGACGUACCUCCAGCGUGUGGGAGAGCUGGACAACAUCACGGGCGUCAGAGACCAGCAGAGACAGUACCACGAGAGUCUACGCAAACAGAGGCUGGAGGAGUUUAUGGCGGGAUUCCAGGUGAUCACGAACAAGCUGAAGGAGAUGUACCAGAUGAUCACGCUCGGGGGCGAUGCUGAGCUGGAACUGGUCGACUCUCUGGACCCCUUCUCUGAGGGAAUUGUCUUCAGUGUGAGGCCGCCCAAGAAGUCGUGGAAGAAUAUCUCCAACCUGUCAGGAGGGGAGAAGACUCUGUCGUCCCUGGCCCUGGUGUUUGCUCUCCACCACUACAAGCCCACGCCUCUGUACGUCAUGGACGAGAUCGACGCCGCUCUCGACUUCAAGAACGUCUCCAUCGUGGCCAACUACAUCAAGGAGCGUACAAAGAACGCCCAGUUCAUCAUCAUCUCCCUGCGCAACAACAUGUUUGAGCUGGCCGACCGCCUUGUCGGGAUCUACAAGACUCACGACUGCACCAAGUCCGUGACCCUUAACCCCUGGAAGCUCUCUCAGGACUUCUCCAACAAGAUCAGGGAGGUCCACAACAUCGACAUCAACGCUGAUCAGGGAGGGCUAUGAUGAUGAGAUGAUGACAUCUGUUGAUUGUCAAUUCUUUUUUUUUUUUUUUCUUCUUCUUCUCUGUACUGAUCUGGGGUUUACAAUUGAAUGUUGGUUUACUUUGCUUUUUUGUUUGUUUGUUUUUUUGUUGUU